GUUAAGAAUCUUCGUAAAUGCCAAUAUGAGGAGACCCAGGAACUUAUAUAUUAAUUGCACAAAUAUGUCUGUGUAGCUAGACUGAACUUUCGAUUUACUGUUACAAAGGUAAUUAACCAACAUUUCCUUGCCCUCCCUUUUUAUAAUCUUUUUCAUUAGAAAAGCAUAAUCCCAUAAUUAAGUAUACAACCAAACAGUCAAAACUACCAGUCCCAUGUUAUGUUAAGCCAUGUACCACCUAAAUCUCUACUCCAACUAAUCUAUGCUCUAGACCUUGUAAUCCAUGGUGGUCAUUCCAGGCCCUCAUUAUUGAACCUAGGUAUUCCUGUUAAUACAUUUCAGUCUUUUCGAAGAGGAGCCCAGAAGGUAACUAUGGCCCUUGUGGUCUACUGGUAUGAUUUCAUUUGUUUUGGCAUUGUUGCCGCAUCCUUCUUCGGCUCGUUAUGGGUGCUAUACAAGAAGGAGCUACUUGCCUCAAAAUACGACACCAACACCAUCUAUGAGAGCCUCCUUGUGGCUCGACCAGACACUGAUGGUUUUGUAAAUGCUAUGCCAAGAAAUCAUGUUGGGUCGUCCCAACUAUGGAGCAGUUGCUGGAAAGGGUUUCAUCCAGGAUGGUUAUUAGCCACUCGUUUGGUCUCCUUUCUGGUAAUGGCUGGAUUUCUAAUGUGGGAUAUCGAGGAAUGGGAUGCCACCAUCUUCGUGUAUUACACUGAGUGGACAUUUGCAUUAGUUAUGGUAUAUUUUGCGCUUGCCACUGUAAUAUCUGGGUAUGGGUGUUGGUUGGUAUCAAAGCAACUUCCUUCUGAAAAUGAGGAAACUGCUGGAUUCUUGAGAACGGACGUGGAAGAUAAUGAAACUACAAACUCUACAACUCUUAGGAAGAAAGAAAUUAAGGGAACUAUAAAGUUGCAAAGUCACUAUGCAGAAGAGGCAAUUAGGCUAAGAGCUGGAUUUUGGGGAUAUCUUAUGCAAACAAUUUUUCAGACUUGUGCAGGUGCUGUCAUCCUAACAGACAUAGUAUUUUGGUGUAUUAUUGUCCCAUUUGGAUCAAAUGCUCAUCUUGGACUCAAUGUGCUGAUGGGUUGCAUGCACACUCUGAAUGCUGCUUUUCUUUUGCUCGAUACUGCUCUAAACAGCCUUCCAUUCCCUUGGUUCCGGCUCGCAUAUUUUGUGCAGUGGAGUUGUCUCUAUGUAGUUUUCCAAUGGGUGAUUCAUGCCUGUGGUUAUACAGGGUGGCCAUAUCCAUUCCUGGAGCUUGAUAUACCAUGGGCUCCUUUAUGGUAUUUUGCCCUGGCUGUGGUUCACAUCCCCUGUUAUGGUACAUAUGCCCUGAUUGUCAAAGCCAAAAACUCCACUUUUCCCAGAUGGUUUCCUGGUGCUUUUGUGAGAUCAUACUAAUUUGUGGUUCUUAGAACUGGGUGCUAUAAAUGGUGGCUUUGAUUUUGAUUCCAUGCUUGUGCACAUAAAGGAGGGAUUCGUCCCUUCCAGAACUUGUGGUUUGUAUACCUUUGUUCCACAUUUUACAGUUGGAGAAAGUACCCAGGCAUUUGUCAGACCCAAGAUAGUGAUUUAUUUUAUUCCAUUAAUGGUUGUUGCUUGUUUAUCAGUUAA
Molecule: messenger RNA, 1614 nt
Organism: Hevea brasiliensis (rubber tree)
Lineage: Eukaryota; Viridiplantae; Streptophyta; Magnoliopsida; Malpighiales; Euphorbiaceae
Exons: 8
Coding region: 220-1401 (393 amino acids)
Cellular component (GO): membrane
Source: RefSeq, a predicted model, not a curated record